AUGACUUUUGACGAUUAUGAAUCUACAGAAGAUGAUGUGGUGACUCGUUUGCAGGCAAUCAUCGCAGAAGUUCGCGAAACAAAGCCUGGAUUUAAUAUUUUCUCUCUAAUUGGCCCAGAUGAGGAGAAAAUCAGAUUCCAGCAUGAGUAUCGGACUCUAGAUGUUGGGAGACAGUUUGCACCCAAUUCCGAUGGCUCGAAAGAGGAAACUCUAAGAACUGUAGCAGAACAGUUCCAGGCUAAAAUUCAGAAGUUGAUUGCUGUGCAUGCUAAGGAUAGAGCUGUUCAUGAAAAGGUGUGA
Messenger RNA from Cooperia oncophora, 300 nucleotides. NCBI's taxonomy places the organism in Eukaryota, Metazoa, Nematoda, Chromadorea, Rhabditida, Trichostrongylidae. The record is from the annotation of a GenBank genome assembly.